CCCGGAAGACCACUCUUGGCGGCGCGGAGUGCUACUUGCUGAAGCUUGCACGCCUGGAGCGACUCUGUAAGUCAGGCCUCUCUCACCCUCCCCUCACGGUACUCCGGGGAUCUCAUUUUUGGCCAUACGAACACCCAGGGGACUUGCCAGUUUACCGAGCACGAGAAACAACCAAGAGCCGGUUAGCGUAAAGUUGACCUAUUUUUUCGACAGCGUGUGAGAGACGCCAUCUUACUGAGCGCUCUCAAGUUUGAAAUUUACAACUAGAGCAGAGUUGCUGAUUUCACUGGAAACCGACAUCGAGCACUGAACAGUGGUGCAAGAGUCGGAAAGACUGCACGAACCUCGCUGCACGAGGAACCCUCAUGAGCUCCGAGGAACGCGAUCAUCGCCUUGAAAGAGUAAUACAGAAACUAGAAGACACUGUACUUAAGAGCAGCACAGAACCUUACACCUUUAAAGAGACAGAGGACAGCCCAUCGGCGAAGGUCCCCGCACGCAUCCGGGAGAUCAUCACCAAGAACUUAACUGCUGAGGAACAACUGCCAGAACCAGGAACAAUGUCGCAACCAUCAGCCGAGCAGCUGAGAGAGGAGAAUCGUAUGCUCCAGGCGGAGCUGAAUCGUGUGGAGGAUCUCCUAGCGUCGAGCAGAGCAGAGAGAGACGAGAUAGGGAUCAAGUAUAAUGCUCUGAGUGAAAGGCUGGAGCAGUCCCUGAAACUCCAGAACGGGGAUUUUGGCACAGAAGAUCCUGCCCAAAAGAGCCUGGUCACUCAGAACGUGGAGCUAAGACGCAAACUUGAAGAAGAGCANGAAGAUGUAUCAAUAUUAAUGAUUUUAGCCCUGUCACCAGGUGGAAGAAUACUUAUGAUGCUGUUAAAACUGGUGUCAAUAUUUCUGCUGCAUUGA
This is a messenger RNA of Lingula anatina, 908 nucleotides long. RefSeq lists its product as uncharacterized. The record is from RefSeq and is a predicted model, not a curated record. Gene Ontology annotation, cellular component: centriole; centrosome. NCBI's taxonomy places the organism in Eukaryota, Metazoa, Brachiopoda, Lingulata, Lingulida, Lingulidae.